GUAUGUCAUAUGACUGUCUGCGCUCCGUUAACCUGUUUUCCUUCCAUUCGAAAACACAGACGAAGAUGGCGGAGGAGCGACAGAACCUUUUGGACGAUGAAGGGGAUACCUCGUCUUCAGGUCCCAGAAAUGAAAGCGGACCGGUCAGACCGAUGUCCGCGCUCUGUGACCCGAAACGGCUGCCUCAUCGCAUUUUCGUUCUGCUUUUUAUGUGCUUUCUGGGAUUCGGAAGUUACUUCUGUUAUGAUAACCCCGCUGCUUUGCAGACUCAAGUCAUACAGGACAUGAAGCUGAACACAUCCAUGUUCAUGCAGCUCUAUGCCUGGUACUCCUGGCCCAACGUGGUGCUCUGUUUCCUGGGGGGCUUCCUGCUCGACAGGGUCUUUGGCAUUAGGCUAGGAACGAUAAUCUUCGCCCUGUUUGUCUGCGUUGGACAGAUUAUAGUUGCUGUUGGGGCACUUCUAGAUCUAUUCUGGUUAAUGGAGGUUGGACGGUUUGUGUUUGGGAUCGGAGGUGAGUCCCUGGCUGUGGCCCAGAACACCUAUGCAGUGAACUGGUUCAAAGGGAAGGAGCUCAACCUGGUGUUUGGUCUUCAGCUCAGCAUGGCCAGGCUGGGCAGCACGGUCAACAUGAACAUCAUGGGCUGGGUGUACAACCGUGUCGCUGACCUGGUAGGCUCGACAGGACACACCACUCUGGGAGUCUCACUCAUGAUCGCUGGGGUGACCUGUAUAUUCUCUCUGGUCUGUGCUCUGGUGUUGGGCUUCCUGGACAAGCGAGCAGAGAGGAUCCUCAACAAGGAACAGGGAGGGACCGGGGAAGUGAUCAAGCUGACGGAUGUGAAAGACUUCCCUUUCCCACUGUGGCUCAUCUUCAUCAUCUGUGUGGGCUACUACGUGGCCAUCUUCCCCUUCAUCGGACUGGGACAGGUUUUCUUCAUUGAAAAGUUCAACUUCUCACCUCCUGAAGCAAGAGCAAUCAACAGUAUUGUGUACAUCAUCUCGGCCCCAGCCUCCCCCUUGUUGGGCUUCAUGGUGGACAGGAUAGGGAAGAACGUGAUCUGGGUGCUGUGUGCCGUCGUCACGACGCUCAUAGCCCACAUGAUGCUCGCCUUCACCUUCUGGAACCCCUGGAUCGCCAUGUCCCUGUUGGGUGUGUCCUACUCCCUGCUAGCCUGUGCCCUGUGGCCCAUGGUGGCCUUCGUGGUGCCAGAGCAUCAGCUGGGGACAGCCUAUGGCUUCAUGCAGUCCAUCCAGAACCUGGGCCUGGCUCUGAUCUCCAUGGCAGCAGGAUCUAUUCUGGACAACAAGGGAUACCUCUUCCUGGAGGUCUUCUUCUGCGCCUGUGUCUGCUUGGCGCUGAUUGCGGUAGUAAUGCUGUACUUUGUUGAUUAUCUACGAGGAGGAGAUCUGAACCUCUCAGCCUCUGCCAGGGCCAAACUCCUGAAGGGCUCCAAUUCAGAUUCAGAGUGAGAGGGCACACAGUCCUGGGCCUCAGUGCCAGCUGGCUGUACUGACCCAACCACAGCUGUCAAUCACCAACUAGGGGGUGUGUCUGCACUACUGACUCCUCCCACCUGCACACUGACCCAUACCUGCAUUGUAACUGACCCCUCCCAGCAACAUACUGACCAAUCGCAGCUCAGAUGCUGACCCCUCUGCUCUGACAUCACAUACGGAUUCCUCGUCUCACUGACUCCUCCCUCCAGUGGCUGUGUCAGGGCUGGCUAAUGACUGACUGGUGUUUGUGCAUGCUUUGGAACCUCAAACCUCAGCACCAAUCAUACUUUAAUGUCAGUAGAGUGGGGUACCAGAAAGCACUUUAAACAUACUUUUAAGUGUUUUAAAAAGGUUUUUAAAUGUCUGUGGAACAAGGCCCCAGGCUGAGUGACUUUUACUUCAGAGAUGUAAAGUUAUUCACCGAUUAAUGCACGUCCAGAUGAAAAAUCACCCACACUAUAAGAGGUGAAAUGGUUAGAUUUUAUUUAAAAAAUAUUUUUAAGCAUCUCUCUAAAACCAGUAUGUUAGAAAGGACUUAGAUUGUCCAUCAAUGUUAUGUAUGUUUUUUAUUCAUAUUGUUCAGAAAGGUCUACAUUUUUACUUCAACUUUUUGAUUAUCAAAACAAACAGUUGGUGUGCUUAUAACUUCUAUACGCCCAUAAAUUAAUAAUCUGUGUAAUCAUGAAGAAAAUGUCAUCUAAUUGGGAGCAGAAAACUAACCCAUCUCCUUUCCCGGCUUUUGCAUACAGUCAGGUCAUUCUGAACGGUAAUCAUAUACGCAUCAUCUAGUUUGACAGAUUUAUGCUGGAGGAUUUCAGAAUCUGCAGUGUGUUAAAUUCUUUAUAGCGCCGUUCCUUCAUUAAAUUCCUUUCUUUGCUCUUGGCUGGUCAUAGAGGCUCGUAAAACUUUACACCGUCACACCAUCAAGGCUAAGGCAGACCUUGUCAAAGUGAUAAAGGAAUUUAAAGGGAAACAUUAGAAUAACAUUGGCAAUUGGGUGGAAACCCUCGUUGCUGUACACAGUGGUGUAAAGUACUUGAGUAAAAAUCCUUUAAAGUACUACUUAAGUAGUUUUUUGGGGUAUCUAUACUUU
Coregonus clupeaformis (lake whitefish) is the source of this 2592-nucleotide messenger RNA. RefSeq names its product major facilitator superfamily domain-containing protein 1. Gene Ontology annotation, biological process: transmembrane transport. Gene Ontology annotation, molecular function: transmembrane transporter activity. Bases 3 to 1472 code for a protein of 489 amino acids. The record is from RefSeq and is a predicted model, not a curated record. The transcript has 16 exons. Lineage: Eukaryota; Metazoa; Chordata; Actinopteri; Salmoniformes; Salmonidae. Gene Ontology annotation, cellular component: lysosome.